AUGUCCCCCACCGAAUCCGAGAUCGCGAGCUCCCUCAGUAGCCACGACGCCCUCAGGCCGAUAUCCUCCGUGCUUGUGAAGGAUGUCUCAGGCGGAUGUGGCAGCAUGUACGCCAUUGACGUCGCGAGCGCACAGUUCAAGGGAAAGGGCCUGUUGGCGCAGCAGCGUCUGGUCACCAAAGCCUUGGGCGAUCGGGUCAAGGAGUGGCACGGCGUCCAGAUCCGAACGAGCGUUCCCGAAGACGCUUGA
Emericellopsis atlantica is the source of this 249-nucleotide messenger RNA. RefSeq names its product bola protein. Lineage: Eukaryota; Fungi; Ascomycota; Sordariomycetes; Hypocreales; Bionectriaceae. Bases 1 to 249 code for a protein of 82 amino acids. The transcript has a single exon. The record is from RefSeq and is a predicted model, not a curated record.